CUCGUCGGAGGACUAUUCUUAUGGGAAUGUGUAAGUCUGCUGUACUGGCAGGUGGUGGUGGUACACUCGAUCCACGAGAUCUUGGACCUAUCUCGUCUUCUUUGAAAGUUCGAGGAAUAUUCUCAUCUGUGACGUUUGAGUGCGCGAAUCUAUUAAAAUACGCGUGCGAGUGACCAUGGAAACGUGACAGAUCACCUAGAAUAUCUCAACAAGUCGUGCACCAUCCUUGACCGCACGCCUGGAAAAGGGCUUUUCAGUACUGAGGUUGUUGACCAACGGAUACCUAGUCUCGAAUUACCCUAUUGUAGUCUCCUGUUGUAAAUAAGGAACUUUGGAGAGAACACAGCUGCUGAAGUUUCACGAUGUAAAAUUGAUUUUGAUUACACUUGGACAUACCACAAAAAUGAUGAAUUUUGUACUACUGCUGCUACUGGUCUCUUUGACCCCUUCUCCCCUGCGUGGGCAGGAGCCGCAACGAGAUGACACCCACGUGGAGAGCGUGGUUCGUUCAGCAGUGGCGGACGAGUUUAGCAGCGAGAUCCUUACCAACAAGACACGAGCUUAUCUGUCUUGUGAAUCAGGAGAAAUGAUUGUCAAGAUCAACUUUACUAAGCCAUUUCGUGGAGUAACUUACACAGAUUACGACAGAACAAGUCCAUGCAAGUUCUUCGGAGACGGAAGUACUUACUACGAGCUGAGAAUACCUUUAAAAGGGUGUGGAACAAGGCAGGAGGCUCCUCGUGUCUUCAUCAAUAACAUCAUCGUUCGUUUCCAUCGAUCGCUCGAGCUGGAAGAGGAUGAAAUAAAGACGAUUAUAUGUCGUUACCCCCCACCGGUAGCCCCUUUGCCUGGAGCUGUUGUUCCUCCUCCGUUAGAAGCAGCACCGAUCGUUCCCGCCGCUGUUUCUCCAAAACUUUCUGAAAUUGAAUUACUGUUAAUCAUCUGUGCAUUAUUAUUCUUGACACUUUUGCUUCUGGGUAUUGGCAUCGCCUACUACUGUUUAAAGAAGAGAAAUAUCAAAGUGGUGCGCCGGAAGAAGGCCAUGUCUUCUGCUCCAGGCAGUGUAAUUACUAGGCUAAGUGGCGCCACCUCUAUGCCCGUUAUCGAACCAAUGACAAUACCACGAGUGCCAGGUUUAUCUCCAUCUGGGUCGGAGGCUGCCUUGCUGCCAUCAGUGUCAUCUCAUCAUGGAUCAGGUGAGGCAAGCGAAACCAUUCCCUCAGACUACCCCAGUGAAUCACCUUCUCCUCCCAAUUCAGUAGAAGAUGGCGAUGUGCAGAGAAGUGUGUUAAUUAGUGACAGCUCUACCUUUCGGAAAGAAGGCUACGAUAUGCAAAACAUGGCUUUUAUUCCGGAUGAUGUCAGUGAAAGAUCGGGAUAUCCUGAGGACACAGAGAGAGCUCAGAGUGUUUCCUCUGUCCCCAUUCCAACAGCAAUUAAAUCCGAGCCAAAGAUUGUGGCACGUAGAGAACCUAAACCACGAAUAGCUAAACAACAGUUGCUAACCACCAUCAAUGAACGAGAAGAUUAUCUACAUACAGACAUGUGGGGUGAAAAAUAUGCCAGAAUGACCAUGACACAAGAAGAACUUGAAUCCCCUGCACCAAAACACGUAGUUGACGCUCCUGUAUACACAAAAACGAGACAAAAACCUCCGUCUCUGUCGUCAUAUGCCCCUUCUUUAUAUGGUAGUAUUCCCGACAAUGACAAUAGAUCACACACUGAGAUGAUAGAAUCAGUGUCAGUGCGCAGACCGCCAUCUGUGUCCUCUUAUGCCCCAUCCCUUUAUGGUAGUAUUCCUGACAAUGAUAAUAGAUCUCAUUCUGAAAUCGAAACUGAGGCUCCUGUCAAGCCAUAUGUUCGUAAGCCUAAAACUAGUGUGGCGACCAUAUCGGAUUAUUAUCUUGACACCCAAAGAGUCACUGACAUUCAGGAAGAUACUACUCGAACCCGACAGUCAAUAAUUCCAGGUCUGGAACCAGACACAGAAACACGUUCUGUGUCCGAAAUUAUUGAACCAUCUGAAGUUAAGGCUCUGGUACCUGCUCCUCAUACUCCAAAAAUCACUGUCCAAAAUAUUGAUGACGUUUACCUUACUACUCUUACCGAAACCCAUGCAACAGAGCACGUCACUAGACACAAGAAAGAUACAAUGGAACAACACGCAAAAUCACCUUCGACUUGGGAUGUAACCAUACGUCAUUAUCAACCUCCAUUUCCAGAAGAGCCAGGCCCAUAUAAGCCACUGGAUACUUUCUCUGAAAUUAGCGAGAACCCCAGGGAUAGUGAGAGAAUACUUACAGAACCACCUGUUCAAGUGCAUUCAAAACCACCUUCUGAGCCUACAGAAGGAUAUAGAAAACCUCCAAACUGGGAUAUAAUAUUUCGAGUACUUCAUCCUCCACCAACAGAGGACGUCCAAGAACUAACAGAAGAAGAUAAAGAAAAGUGGAAGGCUGUGGUCAGCUCAGAUACUACAUUCCGUUCCCUUAUUCAGGAGGCCACCACGACUGAAGAGUUUGUGCGGAUUAGUCGUGACGAGCGUUAUGAAAUGAUGUACACCCCAAGAAAGUGGCAAGUAAUUAUCCGAAUUCUAACAGCUCCUGAGUAUCUUAACCCUCCUGCUCAUCACGAGCCUCCACCGGAUGUGAGACCACCACGAUACAGAAAGAGGAGUGACAAUGAGCCACGAAGUCGCAAAAGCUCCGUUCCACCAGUUCAAGGUUUUAUGGGAGAUCCAUCCCGUCCAGGAAGGUAUUCUCCAGAAAGUGUUCGUUCAAGACGUACAUCUCGAUCAGCAUCGGUCAAGGACUUAGACGUUCGUUCCAUGACUGAGAUGGACGUAGACUUCGCUCAUGCUGACAGAGAAUCGCUAUGGAGUGUUGACACUGGUUAUACUUAUAGAACAUCGCAUAGUAUCGGUGAAAGGUCGACCUCUGAAUUCCUUGAAGACGUGCCAACUGUGCCAAGCCGCCAAACCUCCAGGCAACAUCCAAUAUUGGAACGUUCCACAUCUGAGUUUAUUCAUUCUCCUGAAUACAUCCAGAGAGAGAACGAUUUCUACAGUACUGACGUAGUCAACUCGUAUCACCAGCCAUCACUAAGUGGAAUGUAUUUUGAUGGCGAAGAAAGAAAUCAUGUAAGACUCUCCAAUCGACCAGUUCUAGACAGGUCUGGUGCUGAGAUUAUAAUUAAUUCACCAAUCAUGAGAGCCUUGAACAGUGUUGCUACCAAUGAAGAGCAAGAAUUCAUAAGUCAUGCAGAAACGUCUACUUACACAAAAAAAACUGUAACGUGACUUUACUCAUGAAAGCAAGCGUUUUUGAAAAGUCACAGCUAAGAAUAAAACUAACAUAAUCUACCUUCUUGAUAACACUCGUAUUGUCUUGUAAAACGUUAUCAGUGACUUAUUAGAAACACCUCAAGCCAAUAUGAGUUUUAUCAAAAGUUCAAGCCUAGUAUACUGAAAUAAACCUUAGAACUUUAAUCAUAUUCUUUGGCGGGACAACGUUUUUUGGGAUAGCAAUUCUAUCUGGUAAUGGAAUUUUCAAGGUGUCUUCAUACUUAGACGUUCCGUGUUCGAUUUCUCGCACUGAAAAAAUAGCGUUUAGUGUGUACUUGUACAACAUAUUGUUAAAACUCACUAGUUAAUUCUUCCUCUGCGAUGAAAAGGUGCUAAUAAAAUAAAUACAUUUUAACAAUGAGUUUAUUAUAAAAUUAUUUACUGUUUAUUAACGGGAUAAUACCUAUAGAAAAAAAAAACUGGGUUCGGACGGGAUUAGAACCCUUGACUCUACAUAGUUAUAAGCUCGAAUACUGCCCAGUGUCGGUUUUAAACUUUUUGAAAAAAAUCUUACUUCACAGCACAGUGUGACAACUUUUAAUUAUUAUUUUUUUCACCGUUAUUCAAUUUGGGUCUCGUUUUUCUAUAUGGACAAUAUAUAUUUACUACCUUAAUCAUUGGAAAGUGAUGUCCACGUGGGAAAACUUUUCAGGUGUAUUGUGAGAAAAUAUGAAGCGAUUGGAUAAGGAGGUAAAUAUUGAUUUUCAUCCUGGAUCCAAACCUAUAUCAUCCUGGUAAAACUUAACACAGCUUAUAUGAAAAUAUAAUAAUAAUAUUUGUGUGUAUAUAUGUGUGUAAUGUACCUAACGGCUGUCUUGAGGGAAAUAACUUAAUGUAAUAAAGAUUAAAUAAUAAAUAA
Limulus polyphemus (Atlantic horseshoe crab) is the source of this 4202-nucleotide messenger RNA. RefSeq lists its product as uncharacterized. Lineage: Eukaryota; Metazoa; Arthropoda; Merostomata; Xiphosura; Limulidae. The coding region runs from base 404 to 3298 and encodes 964 amino acids. The record is from RefSeq and is a predicted model, not a curated record. The transcript has 7 exons.